This is a messenger RNA of Symbiodinium sp. CCMP2592, 1212 nucleotides long. The record is from the annotation of a GenBank genome assembly. Lineage: Eukaryota; Dinophyceae; Suessiales; Symbiodiniaceae.
AUGGGAUGCACGGGCAGCUCAAACUGCUUCGCAGGGCUUGCCUCUGGGCGACCUCCCGCCGAAGCAGAUGUGCUUGUCGUGGGUGCGGGACCGGCUGGCAUUGCUGCAGUGGUGGCGUUGCAGCAGAGGAGGCGUGUUGUGUGGGUGGAUCCAGAGUUUCAAUCGGGCCGAUUGAAGCGCUUCCUCACGGUGCCUUGCAACACCAAAGUUGACAUACUUGCGAGCGAAAGCAACUUUCGACAUCCACUUUUGCAACAUGUGGGAGGAAGUGCGGCUCCCGCUUUGCAGAAAUUGAUCGCAGACGCGGAGUCUCUGCCAGGGAGCACUGACCCCUCGCAACUCGGAUGGACGACGCUCGGAGCAUGCAAGCAAAUGUUUGAUGCUAUUACCUCGGGCGCGCUCCAAGCAGGAGGCCUCUCGCGCUGCUUUGGGAAGGUGGUCCGCCUGACGCCUGAUGGUGGGCAUUGGGUGGCGACUGUGGACAGUCAACAGGGACAGAAAUGCGUGAAGGUAAGGUGCGUUGUCCUCGCCACCGGAGCAGAACCCAAAGCUGCGCCAGUACCCAACGCUCUCUCGGCCGAGAAGACCUUCGACGAGGACUCACUGCGCCAACAUCUACGGCCAAAUCAGCGCCUGGCUGUGCUCGGGAACUCUCACACGGCAGCGGUAGCCUUGGCAAAGCUCGGAGAACUGGCGGUGCCAAUGUCACUUUCCAUCACCUGCUUCGCAAGACGGCCAUUGCGCUGCGCCGAAUGGCUGGAGCAUUCAAAAGUCUAUCGCUACAACUCGACAGGACUGAAGGGCUUCGGCGCGGUGUUUGGUCGGGAGUGCAUGAUCCACGGCACGAGCUGGCUGCAAGUCAAAGAUGUCAAGGAUUUUUCUCCCGAGCAUUGGGACUGGAUCAUUGACUGUACAGGGUACGUCAAAAGCCAGCUGCCAGCCAUCGAUGGUGUGACGAAGGCGCAAGAUCUGCCACGAGAUGAGGCUUCCGGUGCAUUGCUCGGUGCUCCUCCAGGGCUCUUUGCUUUGGGCGUACCAUGGGGAGAGGCACCUGGGCGGCUAUGGGGGCGGGGUCUUGAAGCAGAAGAUGGCUUUAGAGGCGAAGACACGUUUGUCGGAUUUUCCAUGUUCUUUGCUCGAGCGAGCCUUAUUGCCGAUGAGAUCGACAAAGUGCUAGACCGCAGCUGCAAGGGCGGCUGCAAGGAUGCAUGA